CUCAGUGUAGCGUCAGCAGGCCAACUGUACACUAGUCUACGCUAACUUCAGCACGGUGAUUGGCGUCUCCAGGGCACGUAAUUGCCCCCAGCGUUCAUUUUCUACCUGUAUAUUUGUAUUGCUGUAAAGCCAGCCAUGGAGUGUUAACCCCCCACCCCCCCUACCCCACCAGUCCACCCACCCCCCAACCAUGAAUCCCACCAGUUCCCUAAAGUGUUCUCGUUUCUGCUGUCAUGAGGGUGCCAUUGGCCUCCAAGAUGACUGGCUGGGCCAGGCAGAAGUACUUGCCGCCCAAGACGCGCGUGAUACGUGUGAUGCCAAACACGCCAGCGCUGAUCCAGACAGGUGCCUCCGUGUUUGCACCAGGUAAACAUGCGCUGGACAACGACAGUGAUGUCGUGGCCACUCUACUGUCCAGUAUAGGCAUUUGUGCCGAGACGUCCGAACAAAUGAUGGACGCAGUGACCGGUUUGAGCGGCAGUGGACCCGCAUAUGGGUACAUGGCAAUAGAAUCAAUGGCCGAUGGAGGGGUCAAGAUGGGCCUGCCCAGAGACCUGGCUGUAAAACUUGCUGCUCAGACACUUAUGGGUGCUGCUAAGAUGGUCCUGGAUACAGGCAAACAUCCAGGUCAACUGAAGGAUGAAGUCUGCUCACCAGGGGGCACCACGAUAGCAGCAGUCCACUCGCUUGAGAAGUCGGGAUUCCGCGCCUCUCUCAUUGCUGCUGUGGAAGCAGCAACUGAACGAUCCAAAGAACUUGGGCGUAAGGAAGAAGAGGGAUCGUCACGGCAACAGAAAAGGAUAUGACACGCAGAAACAACUGCUGCUGCUGCUGCCAUCUUUUGGAAUUUUCAGUUACUAUUUUAAGUUGAUACAUUGAAACAUUUGUUUUAUGUAUUUGUUAGUUUGAAAUAAUAUAUAUAUAUAUAUGUAACGGCUUUCAGCGAGUGACCAUGUCACUUUAUUUGUCACAGCUCUCAUAUGCCAUGAGUAGUAAACAACUUUUUUGUUAACAGCUUGCUUUAAAAACCAGGUUUGAAUAAUGUUUUCAUUUACUUUGAAGAAAAGUUUCCUUGGUGUUUUUAACGUAGCAACAUAAAC
Molecule: messenger RNA, 1100 nt
Organism: Lingula anatina
Lineage: Eukaryota; Metazoa; Brachiopoda; Lingulata; Lingulida; Lingulidae
Product: pyrroline-5-carboxylate reductase 2
Biological process (GO): L-proline biosynthetic process
Molecular function (GO): pyrroline-5-carboxylate reductase activity
Source: RefSeq, a predicted model, not a curated record